AGUUUUUUAUUGUACAUAUAAUUUUUCAUAGUAUCCUUGCAAGCUUAGGAUACUAUCAUAAAAUAGCACAUCAAAACGUUGUUUUUCCACAUAGAGGUGACACGAAUCUAACGUAUCGUGAACACGACUCGGUAGAAUUCCUUGAUUGUACUGAACGUUAUGCCAUGGAUUCUGUAGAUGAGGACCUGUCUGCUCGAAUUCUCCUGCAAAAUGUAAUUCAAACGGAGUCCUCCAGGUCCCCAAUUACCCGCAGUGCCUCCCAGGCUCAGUUCCAGUCCCCUGGGUCCAGAGUCAGACAUAGUAUCAGACUAAGGAGGAGUGAUGUUGUGGCCCUUACCCCACAGGAGGCCCUCAAACAGAGCAUCAAAAAGAAGCUUCGUGAGAGCACUUCCAGGUCUUCCCUGCCAGAGCCACCCAGUAAGAGGUGGGCUGUAUCAGAGGGAGUCGGGAAGAUAAACACGCCUGCACCAGCCACAGCCUCACUUCUCUAUGACGAUGACAUCACACCUAGAUACCUACUCAGGGGGAUCCUGCAGACAGAGCCGGAGACAUCCCUUCUGGUUCAGGACCGGCCAGUCAGGAAGGAGCCAGAGCUGCCCUCCACAAACUCCAGUCUUCACAGCAACCGCCCAAGUACAGGGCUGUCUGACUUGGAUUUCCCUGACAUGACCACCACAGUAAACCUGUCAAAUACGGUGAAGGGACUACGCAGGAAGCGACCAUGUCGGAGUCUCAACAUAACAGCAUUCAACAGGCAGCUUGAACAUGAAGAAGGUGGCAGUGCAACAGAAAAAGACCUCUCAUCCCUGUCUUCUGCCUCUCCAAGCUCUAUCACCUUCUCUCUGAAAACACCCUUUGUGGACAUUCCGAAUGAGAAAAGGAGAUUUCAAAGGAAGGUAGCAAAUCGUAAAAAGAUUUGCCUUGAGGAGUUUGACGAGGCCCUACGGAAUCGACAGGCGGCAAUGGGUGGAGACCCUGAGCUGAGUGUUAGGGAGGAUCAGCAGGGUCUCAGUGAGACCGUUCGUUCUGAGGGGUUCACCUUGGGACUGAGUGACCUCACCGCUCCUGACAUCACCCAUGACAUCAUCACCAGCAAAACAGAGCUCUACGCCCCGCCUGAUGACACAGCAACAACCUUCACUAUCGCCACCCAGGACAAAGACACCAUCACAGGCACACAGAUCCAGCGAGAAAUGGGAGGAAUGAAGGAUGAGGAGGAGAAAGAUAUGGAGGAGGUAGGGGAACAAAAGGAGUACAAGAUGGAAAUAGACAACAAAGAUAGAGAGGAUUUGGCUGUUGAUGCUGGGCAGAGAGAGGCCUUGGUGAGACAGGAGGAGUCCAAAUCACAGACCGAAGAGGUAGCUGACUCCCGGACAGGAGAAGAUGAGGAGCUGGCUAAAUCUCAAACAGAAGGAGAGGUAGCCGAGUCUCCGGCAGAAGGAGAGGUAGCCGAGUCUCCGGCAGAAGGAGAGGUAGCCGAGUCUCCGGCAGAAGGAGAGGUAGCCGAGUCUCCGGCAGAAGGAGAGGUAGCCGAGUCUCCGGCAGAAGGAGAGGUAGCCGAGUCUCCGGCAGAAGGAGAGGUAGCCGAGUCUCCGGCAGAAGGAGAGGUAGCCGAGUCUCCGGCAGAAGGAGAGGUAGCCGAGUCUCCGGCAGAAGGAGAGGUAGCCGAGUCUCCGGCAGAAGGAGAGGUAGCCGAGUCUCCGGCAGAAGGAGAGGUAGCCGAGUCUCCGGCAGAAGGAGAGGUAGCCGAGUCUCCGGCAGAAGGAGAGGUAGCCGAGUCUCCGGCAGAAGGAGAGGUAGCCGCGUCUCCGACAGAAGGAGAGGUAGCCGCGUCUCCGACAGAAGGAGAGGUAGCCGCGUCUCCGACAGAAGGAGAGGAGGAGGAGAUGACUGAAUCUCAGACAGAAGAUGUAGCAGAUGAAGGGAGACAGGUAGUGGAAAAAGGCUUGACAUCACAGAGUUUAUUACACAACGCGAUGCACAUCAGUCGGAGAGCUUAUUGCUCAGAGGGUGGUGUCAAGGUUGCUGGAGUGAUGGAAGGAGGGAGGGGCUACAAGAGCAUGGGAGCAGAGCUCCAUCCUACAGAGACUGGGUGCGCAGGCAGAAGGUCAGAGGGGGACACUGCUGGUGAGUGGCACAGCGGGCCGGAGGUGGGAGCUAGUGAGAGCGCCCACACCCGCACAGUAACCCUUGGCAGCGCCCCUCCCUCCCCGUUGCCCCAGGAAGAUGAGCUGGAAGGUUUGAGUAGAACAGGCACCAGCCUUGGAAAUGAGGAGAUGGAGAACUCCAUGCCUCCUUUAGAGAUGACCUUUGAACCUGAGAACAAUGCCCCUCAUAGUAGCAUUUCAUCCCUGCACCCCAUCACUACCCAGAGCCCAGCUGAUCAUGAGGAGGACUGGGAUGAUGUGGAAGAGCGGGAUGGUAUCCAGAGUGAAGAGCUGUCCAUGAAGACACCUGCGUUUGUCAGAGAGAAGAGGAAUGCUCUGCCUAUUGACCCCCUGGCCACACCCACUAUUCUCAAAGACCUUCAACCAAGUGUUUCGGCUGGUGCUGCAGCUGCGGUGAAGCCCAAAGCGGUGAGGGGAAAGCGGACUGGAUCGGCCAAGAAGGAUCCUGGUCUCUCUAAGAGCUACAUCAUGAGCGUGUUCAAACACUUUGCCAAGACCAAGGUGUCUACAGAUGUCUACCCUGUCCUAAAGGAGAUAAUGGAGCUCUACUUUGACCGACUAGCUGAUGACUUGGAGAUGUUUGCUGCUCACGCCAAGAGGAAGACCAUUGAGGUAGAGGAUGUAGAGCUGCUGAUGCGGAGACAGGGGUUUGUGACUGACAGCAUGCCAGUCAAUGUGUUGAUUGAGAAAUAUCUCCCAAUGGAAUCCCGGAAGCUCCUCAUUCCUGUGGCAACAAGUGGUAACUACGUCAUUCCCAAACCGAGGAGAAAAUGACCAGCCUAUACUGAAAAUUAUUGGCUCAAAUCAUAAUGUGGGCUGAUGUUGUAUAUAUGAUUGAAUAUCUAUUAUUUGUAGACACUCAUUCAAACACAGCCAGAACAAGACAAUGUAACCUGGUGUAAAUGUGUUUUUGUUUGAAUAUGGCUUUGUCUUUUGUUUUGUUUGUUUAUAUUUGUCAAAUAUUACUGCAAUAAAAUGUAUUUG
This is a messenger RNA of Oncorhynchus tshawytscha (Chinook salmon), 3152 nucleotides long. RefSeq names its product centromere protein T. The coding region runs from base 165 to 2942 and encodes 925 amino acids. The transcript has 14 exons. Gene Ontology annotation, cellular component: kinetochore. The record is from RefSeq and is a predicted model, not a curated record. NCBI's taxonomy places the organism in Eukaryota, Metazoa, Chordata, Actinopteri, Salmoniformes, Salmonidae. Gene Ontology annotation, biological process: chromosome segregation; mitotic cell cycle; kinetochore assembly. Gene Ontology annotation, molecular function: DNA binding; protein heterodimerization activity.